AUGGCGUCCACCGGCGGGAAUCAUCUUAGCGCGGCCGCAGGUCGAGAGGUGGUCUUUUGUCACGCCUGCCAGAAUGAGUGGUAUCGCGAUGAGCAUGACGCUCUGACGUGUCCCAGCUGCGAGAGCUCAUUCACGGAAAUCGUUGAUUUUUCCAACGAUCCCCGGCCUACGCAUGGAAUGCUCCCUCACUUGAACCUUAGCGGCCGCUCUAGCCCUUUCUUCCACCGUUCGGGUGGCUCCGACUCUGAUCCCGACGAAGGCGAUAUCGAGGAACACCUGCACAGCGAGCCUCGGUUUCCGUUUGGCAGCCCUAACCCGGGGCGAUAUGGCGCACAAACUGAUCGCGAGCGGGCCAACGCCAUGGAGGGCGACGCCAUCCUCCGCCGCUUUGCCGACAUGCUCAUGAAUGACUUUGGGGCGGGAAGACAAGCCCGCGGUGGCCCUGGACUUGGCGGGAAUGACUUGUUUACCUUGGAGGAGCACAUACCUCAGCCCGGCACCAGAAUCCAGCGCACAACCUUUAGGGCUGGUCCCUUUGGCGGAAGCACGAGUGUCACAAUAAGCAGCGGGACGUUAGGAAGCGGACCGCAAGGCGCACCACCUAAUUUUGCAACGUUGUUCGACCAGAUCUUUGGCAAUCCAUGGGGGGCCGGCGCCGACGAGGCACGUCAGCGGGAGCGCGGCGCGCCAGCACCGGGUCUUCCGUUCCCAGGCGCGCUUCACGACCUCCUGCACUCUCUGUACAACCCAGCGAACGCGGUACACGGUGACGCAGUCUUUUCGCAGGAGGCCCUCGAUCGCAUCAUCACCCAGCUCAUGGAGGCGUCUCCCCAGACCAAUGCGGCGCCCCCUGCAUCCCAGACGGCCAUCGAGAACCUCGAAAAGAAGAGAGUAGACGCCGAGAUGCUCGGGGCAGAGGGUAAGGCCGAGUGCACCAUCUGCAUCGACGGGAUCCACAAGGGCGACGAGGUCACCGUGCUACCGUGCAAGCACUGGUACCACGGCGAGUGCGUCGUCCUCUGGCUCAAGGAACACAACACGUGUCCCAUCUGCCGGAUGCCCAUCGAGAACAGGGAAGGUAGCGGAAACAGCAGCAACGACACGAACACCAACCGUAACGGAGGGCCGUCUCAGCAACCACAAAACUCCCAAGACCCGCAACCCGCCUCCGCAUCAGCCUCAACAUCAGCAUCGGCAUCAGCUUCAUCAUCCUAUCCCUCCUCCUUCAGCUCCUUCACGGCCCGCCCACCCCGUCCCGAGCGCGAGCGCGACCGUGAACGACCCCUCCGCAGCGCGAGAGAGAACCUGGAGAGGCUCAACGCUAUCCGAAACCUAGCCGGGGCAGGUCCAUCGUCUUCACCUUCCUCUUCAUCUGAACCCCAGCAGCCCCCGCGCUCGGGAUCGCACAGGCGCAAUUCCCGUUCACCGCCCGGCGCGUGGCCUUCUUUAUUGGAGGAUGCGGAAAGUGCCUCGAGGGCGGCAAGGGUUAGGAGCCCGUCUGCGUCUUCGAGGGAACGGCAGAGAGAGAGGGAUAGGGAUAGGGGGUGGGAGAGGGACAGGUGGAGCAGGAUGGGCUGGGGGGAGGGACCGGAGGCUGGGAGACGGGGUUCUCCUAGGGAGGAUAGAGAUAGGGAACUGCAGCAGCAGCAGCAACAGCAGCAAGGGGGCAACGGUGGUGCUGACCAUGACCUUUCGGUCACAGACCACGACCCCUCAGCGCCCCUGGAAGGCGACCUGGGUAGGGAACUCACCGAGCUGCGAACUCUCCGUGCUCAGCUGGCAGAGCUUGCGAAGGACGUUUCGGCCCGUGAGAAGUGGCUCGCCGCCACCGCCGUCUCGGGAACGACGGUGACGGAUCUUUCCUCGCCCAUCACCGACUGCGACUCCCUGCCAUGCGCCCUCCGAGCCAUUCUCCGCAAGACCAAGUACAGCCUCUCUGCGGUCUUUACCAAUUAUGACGACGAUGAGAGCGAUGAGAGCAACGAGCACAACCGCACUGCUACGGUCAUCCCCCUUCCUCCGUGGCGACGCAAACUCGAUCAAAACGCCACUGGUGAUGCCGAUGGCCAUGUUGACGGGGACUCUGAUUCCUCGAGCUCGGCCAACAGCAGCAGCAGCAGCAGCAGCAGCAGCAGCGCUGACGGCGAAGGUUUUGACCUGCGGCAUCCUGCACACGCCCUGUUCGCCGUCUUGCUUGCCAUGUCUCUCCUCCUUGCCCUCCUCCGCUCGCUCGCUUCCUUAGCCGUUUCCGUUUGUUGUGGUGAGAGAUGCGACGGCUUGUUGCCUCUCGCAACCGAGCCGUGUCGUUCACGAGGGGAGUCGCGACGUCGAUGGGGGUGGGCUUGGGAGAGGGUUUGGGAGUGCUGGCGGAAGUGUCCAAGAACGAGUGAAGGCAGGAUUAGAUUGGGGGAGGAGGUUGAGGCGGGCAAUGGAGAUUGGGAUGAGAAAAGGGGGUUUGGGGACCGGGAUCAAUGUGAGAAGUAUUGGGAUGAGAUGCGAGCGGAGUGUCUGGGUGAGUAUGGGACUCCCUACGCGGAUGCGGACGAACAGGGGCCGUGCUAUGCGGCAAGGGAAUAUCUAGUAAGCGAGGACCAGGUUCUUGUCCUUGAGGGUGAUAAUGAACGAAGGGUAGAGGGUCGAGGGGAUUCUCAGGGCAGGAGGGACUCGCUGGACAGCCCGCCUUCGUCUCUUUGCGUUUCCGAGUCCUCGAAUCUUGGUGACGAGAUCGCGUCAUUCAGGUUGGCGGUGGAGCUCGUCGAGGGUAUGUUUGCUGCUUCGGAAGAACAGAGGGACAGAGAGAUGUAG
Molecule: messenger RNA, 2805 nt
Organism: Parathielavia appendiculata
Lineage: Eukaryota; Fungi; Ascomycota; Sordariomycetes; Sordariales; Chaetomiaceae
Exons: 4
Coding region: 1-2805 (934 amino acids)
Biological process (GO): protein ubiquitination
Cellular component (GO): cytoplasm
Molecular function (GO): ubiquitin protein ligase activity
Source: RefSeq, a predicted model, not a curated record